Molecule: messenger RNA, 684 nt
Organism: Cryptococcus wingfieldii CBS 7118
Lineage: Eukaryota; Fungi; Basidiomycota; Tremellomycetes; Tremellales; Cryptococcaceae
Product: nuclear cap-binding protein subunit 2
Exons: 5
Coding region: 1-684 (227 amino acids)
Biological process (GO): mRNA cis splicing, via spliceosome
Cellular component (GO): nuclear cap binding complex
Molecular function (GO): RNA cap binding
Source: RefSeq, a predicted model, not a curated record
AUGGCACAAGUAGUCACAAACCUGGAUCAACCCUCCACUUACAGGGACAACAGGUCGGAAAUCGACCGGGAGACUGAGCGCCGUCUUUUGGCACAGUCCACCACCCUUUACGUUGGCAACCUAAGUUUCUACACAACAGAGGCUCAAAUGUAUCAACUAUUUGCGACAUGUUCUCUUCCUGAGCUCGGAGGUGGAAUCAAGCGUAUCAUUAUGGGCCUCGACAGAAACACCAAGACACCGUGCGGCUUUGCUUUUGUGGAAUAUUUCCUCCACGAAGAAGCCGUCAACUGUCUCCGCUACAUUUCCGGCACAAAAUUAGACGAGCGAGUGGUCCGAUGUGAUUUGGACCCGGGGUACAAGGAGGGCAGACAAUUUGGACGAGGAAGAAGCGGUGGGCAAGUGCGAGACGAGUUCAGACAGGAAUACGACAGUGGACGAGGCGGAUGGGGACACCAACGUCUCGAAGAAGAGCGCAGGCGCCAAGAACAGGACCAACUACGUUCUCAAAUGCAGUUCGACACCUACGCCGCUGUAGGCGGUCUUGGUAUGGCAGGUGCAGACGUCCCCCGAGGUGAAGAGUUCUUUGCCGACAGGACAAAGCGAGAUAGAAGUGAAGAAGAGGAUGAGGAUCUUGAGAGACGGGAGGAUGAGAAGCGUUUACGCGGGGAGAAUGAUGACGAGUAG